Chelmon rostratus (copperband butterflyfish) is the source of this 1113-nucleotide messenger RNA. It is a transcript of the gene cmc4, whose product is annotated as C-x(9)-C motif containing 4 homolog (S. cerevisiae). NCBI's taxonomy places the organism in Eukaryota, Metazoa, Chordata, Actinopteri, Chaetodontiformes, Chaetodontidae. Gene Ontology annotation, cellular component: mitochondrial intermembrane space. The coding region runs from base 109 to 297 and encodes 62 amino acids. The transcript has 3 exons. The record is from RefSeq and is a predicted model, not a curated record.
CUCUCGGGUGCAAGCGGAAGUGGCAUGAGUGGCUAACAUGAAUAAACGACCUUUCAUCUAAGACCUUACCAUCAUACAUCCUUACCAGCCAGUCUGAUUGAUAAAGGUAUGCCACAGAAAGAUCCGUGUCAAAAGCAAGCAUGUGCAAUUCAGCACUGUUUACAAGCUAACAAGUACAUGGAGAGCAUGUGUGAGGAUGUGAUCAGGGAGAUGCGGCGGUGCUGUGAGGCGCAGGCUGGAAACUCCAUCUGCUGCUCCGGGUUCAAGGACUCAAAACCCACUCAGACCCAAAAGUAACACAUAGCUCCCUGUGGGAUUCUUUUGGUGGCGAUAAUGGCAGAAACAUUGUGUCAAUGUUUUACGGAGUGUUUAACACGCCAUAUUGCAACAGCGCAGUGAGUUGUUUGAAACAUCAUUUGGAAGAAUGUGAGUUUUUACAAACGCCAUGAACUAGGCUUUAAAUGAUCUCUAUUGUCUAAUCUCAAUGAGAACAGGCCUUUUCUCAUGGCAGACAUGUAAUUGCAGAAAGGCUCUGGAGCUGGCACACCCACAGGAUGUGGCGUUUAACCAUUAUCAAUGUAAAAGCCGUUAGACCCCUAGACUGUAAGAGUGUGUGUAGACUGUAUAUUUCCCUGACUCCCCUGUUAGCUUUGUUACACCUGUUAGGGCACGACAAAUUACACUGUUGUCUUUCACAGUAGUACAGUGAGUCUGGUGACUUUCUUUCAGUUUUUAAGGGACAAUGUUUUAUAUGUAAAGGGAAUAUCACUGAAAAGUCAUGCUGGGAAGCACAGACUUCUGUAAACAGAUGCAUUAUCAUUUCUUAUCAAAGAUGAUAAUCAAGCCACUUCAGCUUUUGUUUGCAGACCUCAGAUAUGCAUGGUACAUAAAAUUGUUGUUGUACAGAGCUUAUCAGGACAGCAAAAAAAUGCAACGACUUAAAGAAAGAAAUGUAAUUCUAUCUCAUCAACAAUGAAGUUCUCUCUGUGUGACUGCUAUAUGUCAGCCUUGUGCUCUUGAUUAGUAUCUAAUGUCUAAACAAGAAAUUUAACCUGUUGACCAUUUGAUCAUUUGCCAGGCUAUGUGUUGUCCUCCAAAAAUCUUUUCCAAUAU